Zymoseptoria tritici IPO323 is the source of this 4581-nucleotide messenger RNA. RefSeq lists its product as uncharacterized. Gene Ontology annotation, molecular function: protein binding; glycosyltransferase activity. The record is from RefSeq and is a predicted model, not a curated record. The coding region runs from base 1 to 4581 and encodes 1526 amino acids. Gene Ontology annotation, biological process: protein O-linked glycosylation. NCBI's taxonomy places the organism in Eukaryota, Fungi, Ascomycota, Dothideomycetes, Mycosphaerellales, Mycosphaerellaceae. The transcript has 4 exons.
AUGAGCGUCGAUGUUACGCCUCCUAACAGACAUUCUUCGAGUGCGUUCUUGUCUGGCAAGCCCACGAGCUCUGCUUUGGGAUACCCGGACGAAUCCAUGCCGUACCUCACGCAGCAGUACGCAUUGCCCAUUCACAGGGCCAAUACCGUCAGAAGUGCUACAGAUAGUGGAACUGUAGCACACCGGGCAGAGACCACGCUCCGUCGAAAAACUCCCAACGGCACGCUCAAUGCCGGAUUUGACGUCUCCACUGAUCAUCCAUUCCCUCCGUUGAAGCACCAAGCUGUUCCUUUGAGCAAUGGCAUCACACCACGACUCGACCCUUCUCACGCAUACAAUGGCAAGCGCACGUUUCUCGAGCAUCAGUACCAACAACGACAGAACGUUGGCCUCACACCCUGGGAUGGUCAACAUGGGACUGAUUGGCAGAACGAUCCCUAUGGACAGCCAAUGAACGCAUUUCCAGCGGACUCUGUGUUGAGCCAAAUGCCGGCGCAACAUUACGGUAUUCAACAGUACUAUGGUCAGACUGUGCCAAGCGUGAGGCAGCCCUCUUUCCAGUAUCUUGGGCCAACAGCAUCAGGUGGCCAAGGCUCAGGUCCUUACGGUCCAUACUGGCAUGAUGGGACCUUUGUUCCCUACAGACCAGCUGCCAUUCGCGACCCUCGAUUUUAUCACCAGCACGUUCCCAACUUUACUGGCCAGCAGCUCCUCCCGCAGCUACCUCCUCCUCAGGGCAGUCUAUGGGCACAGAACAUUCCCAUUCCCAUACCCCAGACGACAUCUCACCUCGGCCACUUUGCACCAUCAUUCACAGCUAUCCCAUCACAACAUUCGAGCAUUGAUCUCGAGUAUGGCUCGGCCUCCCCCAACGGACAACAGCGUGAGAGAACCUUUUCCUGGGCCCUUCAGCAAUAUCGAGAACUACUUGCAUACAUACAUCACACCAGACGUCAACAGCAGCAGAGUCGGCAGGCACAGGGACAGCAGCACGUCGCGCAGCGACCCAGCUUCUACCCUAAACCUCCGCAACCAUCUCCCUCUGGCUCUUCCCUGCAGAUCGGCAAGACGAGGACAGAACACAGUCGAGCUUUCCGACAGCCAAUUGGAACCUCCAUCUCCACGAUGCUCCCGCCGCUACCAGUCGAUGACUCUCCGCCUGUUCGCGCCGCAACCGCGUUGACUCAGAUGACAGCUCUUUGCUCGCGUACAGACUGGCAAUGGAUUGAUGGAAUGCAUUUGGGAGGCUGCCUGGCAUAUGGACUAGGUCAUUACGAGAAAGCACUGAAAUGGUACGACAAGGUGCUGGAGAGGGAUCCGAAACAUCUCGAGGCAACCUCCAAUCUAGCCGCCACGCUGCUCGCUCUGGGCCAAAGGAAGGAGGCGGAGCAGAAUUGGAUGAAAGUCGUCAAAUCUGCUCCUAAUCAUUUCGAGGCUGUUGAACAUCUGGUGGGAUUGUUGUGUCACGAUCAGAGGAGCAAAGACGCAAUCAAGGUCAUCGAGUACGUGGAGCGCUCGCUGCGACAAAGGAGAAAUUCGGAUCUCCUCAAAGCAGCCGAAAAACAGAGCGAAUGCUCUUCAUCGACGGCAAGCCGUUCACCGUGCAUUUCUGAGCUGUCUGACAAAGGUGUUCAUGACUUUGAUGUGGAUGGAGACGGGCAUGUACUGGACCACCGUGACAGCAAUGAGCCAGGGUUUGGGUCGAGUGGCUUCGCAAUUCCCGGCUGCGACAACGGACGAAUUCUGGCGUUGAUACAUGCCAAAGGGAACAUGCUGUACGGACUCGGAGACAAUCCUGGUGCCGCGACCGCCUUUGAGGACGCCGUGCUGAUCGCGGCCGGGCGACGUUUCGAAGGGAUACAAGGGCUGAUCAAGAAUAUUCUCACCGUGGUGUCACCGGCGUCCCGCCUGCAACAUACACAGCAGCGAACGCCAACUCUAUCCACAGACCCCGUUCUCCUCUCUCCCGAGCAGGCGUUGCAGACGUCCAAACUCUGCUUCCCACACGUUGGUGAGCUACCCGGCCUCCAACACGUCCUAGGAGGGCCACAAAGCCUUGCGCGGAAAGCUGUUGUGUCAACUACAAGCAACUCGCUGCUAUCCUUGGCCAAGAUCUUCCAGGACGGCUUGUCCAACGCGAGUCGGGCAGCCGGGCUCAGUCCACUUGCUCAUGGCGUGCGUGACAUUCUCGCGCUGUACUACCUUUCGCUAUCGCUGCAGCCCAGCCCCUCGACAGCCAACAAUGUUGGCAUUCUGCUUGCAAGCGUCCAGCAAUCUGCGGCGCCGGUCGCUGCCAACCACAGGGCUGAGAUUCCCGGUGUCGUCCCAGGGAGUGGCAUUGCGCUGGCACUGCAAUACUAUAACUACGGAUUGCAGCUCGACCAGAAUCAUGCACAUCUCUACACCAAUCUUGGAAGCCUGCUCAAGGACAUUGGACAGCUCGAUGCUGCCAUCAAUAUGUACGAGCGUGCGGUGAAGUGUGACGGGAAGUUCGACAUUGCUCUCGCAAACCUUGCAAACGCCGUCAAAGACAAAGGCAGAAUCAGCGAUGCUAUCGUCUACUACAAAAGAGCAGUAGAAGUCAAUCCCGACUUUGCCGAAGCGGUAUGUGGUCUUGCGAACGCAUUGAACUCUGUCUGCAGCUGGCAAUCACGAGGUGGCAUAGCCGAGGAUGGAGGCCGCCGAGAUCGUUGGCAUGUUGACGCCAACGGCAUGCUUCUGGACGCUCGACAGUCGGGCGCAACGAGCACAGGCUGGGUGAAGCGUGUGGUGGACAUUGUUGAAAAGCAACUCAAAGAGGGCGAAAAUUGGGGCGCUGGAACACUGUCGCCUCCUGUGCUGGAAGACAUCCUGCAACAAAUCACCGGGUCCGAUGUUGCGAGCAAGGUAGAUCUGCAAGAGCUAACCAAAAGGCUACGGAAGACUCUCGACGUAUGGACAGGCCAGAAGUGGGAAGGCGGAAGAUUGGUCAGGCUGAUCGAACGCGCAACGAAACGCAUCUCCUGGCAAAGGUAUCAAGACACUUAUGUGCAGAAGCGACAAGGUCCAUUGUCCAAUUAUAAGCGACCGCGAUUGCCCAGCGCCCUCACGAUACCCACCGCACCGACCGUCCUUCCAUUCCACACCUUCACUUGUCCGAUGUCAUCCAAGCAGAUCCGACAAAUCUCGCAGCGCAACGCGCUUCGCAUAUCCACGGCCACCUUGAAAUCACCCUGGCUGCCAUCACAAGUCUUUCCGCCGCCGAGGCCGCCGGCGCCUUGCUUGAGGGUUGGCUACGUGUCGUCUGACUUCAACAACCAUCCCCUCGCGCACUUGAUGCAAUCAGUGUUCGGUCUGCAUGAUCAGAAGCGUGUGGAGGCUAUAUGCUAUGCGACCACAGCCAGCGACAACUCACCACAUCGUCAGCAGAUCCAAAACGAGGCUCCGGUCUUCCACGAUGCGAGUUCUUGGUCGGCUGAGAGGCUUGUCAAACAAAUUGUGCAGGACGGCUGCCAUAUUUUGGUGAAUCUCAACGGCUAUACACGUGGUGCGCGCAACGAAGUCUUCGCAGCUCGUCCGGCUCCGAUACAGAUGUCCUUUAUGGGAUUUGCGGGAACACUGGGCGCAGAGUGGUGCGACUAUUUGUUGGCUGAUGAGACCUCCGUUCCGCCAGACACGCUCCGACCUUGGCGCAGGAACGUUGAUCUUGAAGACCAGCUUGUUGACGAGAACAUGGGCGGUGAUGAUGACGAUUGGGUGUACGGCGAGAACAUCAUCUACUGCCGCGACACAUUCUUCUGCUGUGAUCACAAGCAGAGUGCACCGGAUGCGAAUGACAGACGCCUGGGGUGGGACGAAGAGCAGAGACGAAGAUGGCAGAUGCGGAAAGAGCUCUUCCCACAACUGUCCGAUGAAACGAUCAUCUUUGGCAACUUCAAUCAGCUCUACAAGAUCGAUCCCACCACUUUCCGCACAUGGCUUCGCAUUCUCGCUCGUGUGCCAAACUCCAUCCUCUGGCUCCUCCGCUUCCCGGACCUAGGCGAAUCCCAUCUCCUCGCCACCGCUCGUCUUUGGGCCGGUUCGGAAGUCGCAUCGCGAGUCAUCUUCACUGACGUGGCGCCCAAGCACCUCCACAUCUCGCGAGCGCGCGUAUGUGACCUGGUCCUCGACACGGCGGAGUGCAAUGCUCAUACCACGGCCGCCGAUGUGUUGUGGAGCGGCACGCCCUUGCUGACGUUGCCGAGGUAUGCUUACAAAAUGUGCAGUCGCAUGGCGGCUAGUAUUCUUCGAGGUGCUCUGCCGAAGAACGAAGAGGGCGACCAGGCUGCGGUGGAGUUGAUUGCACACAACGAAGAGGACUACGAAGACAAAGCCGUUGCGUUGGGAAAGUCCAUGUCUUAUCCUCGGGAAAGCAAAGGUUUCGGGCAAGGACGACUCGUGGAGUUGAGAAAGAUGUUGUUUCAUGCUCGUUGGAGCAGUGGACUGUUUGACACGAAGCGCUGGGUCAGAGAUUUGGAGGAUGCUUAUGAUGAGGCUUGGAGGAGAUGGGUGGCGGGUGAGGGAGGGGAUAUUUGGCUGGAUCAAAUUCCAAGCAAGGCAUGA